This is a messenger RNA of Jaminaea rosea, 3060 nucleotides long. RefSeq names its product kinase-like protein. Gene Ontology annotation, biological process: protein phosphorylation; chromosome segregation. Gene Ontology annotation, cellular component: centrosome; nucleus; cytoplasm. Gene Ontology annotation, molecular function: protein kinase activity; ATP binding. Bases 111 to 2924 code for a protein of 937 amino acids. Lineage: Eukaryota; Fungi; Basidiomycota; Exobasidiomycetes; Microstromatales. The transcript has a single exon. The record is from RefSeq and is a predicted model, not a curated record.
CUCUCCCUUACUCACGUCCACUUCACACACAACUGCGCAUGGUGAUGGCGACGCCAUAGCCCUGUCUGACCUCCUCCAAGACCCAUCAUCAUCUUGACUCGGCUGCGAAUAUGUCAUCAGCAGAACGCUCCGCCCGCACCGCUCCACGGGUCGGCGGCUCCUCGUCCUCAGCUCGCCAGGCCCUGUCCGCCUACAGAGACAUCGCCGUCAUUGGCAAGGGCUCUUUUGGUCGCAUUCUCAAGGUCCAACGCCAAAACGAUGGGGCCUACUUUGCCCGCAAGGAGCUUGACUACAGCAUCAUGUCGGAACGGGACAAGGCCCAAAUCCUGUCAGAGAUCCGCAUUCUUUCCCUCCUCAACCAUGUGAACAUCGUCCAGUACGUCGAGCGCAUCCACGACGAGCGUGCUGGCAUCUUGCACAUCAUCAUGGAGUUCUGUGAGGGUGGAGAUCUGGGAAGCUUGAUCAAGCGGAACAGGAGGGAGAAGACGACGAUUCCGGAGGAGGUGGUGUGGGCUAAGCUGGCUCAGAUGGUCAGCGCUCUCGAUGCGUGCCACAACGGGAUGCCGGUCAAUCCGAACACGGGGACGGGAAUCACCCCGUCCAUCCUGCAUAGGGACUUGAAGCCGGAGAAUGUUUUCCUCGACUCGGAGCACAACGUCAAGCUUGGCGACUUUGGCCUCUCCAAGCAGCUCGAGGCAAGUACAGCCCUUGCCAGCACCUACGUGGGCACGCCCUACUACAUGAGCCCCGAGCUAGCAACAGGAGCAAGCUACGAUGCCAAAUCCGACAUCUGGGCGCUAGGCUGCAUCACCUACGAGCUGUGCGCCCUUCGUCCUCCGUUCGAUGCCACCUCUCAGGCGGAGCUGACAGCCAAGAUCAAGCUGGGCCAUGUGCCUUCCCUUCCUCGCGGCUACUCACGGCAGCUCGACGAUCUCGUGCGCCAAAUGCUCAACCUUGAUCCUCGGAAGCGACCCAAUACUAAGAAGCUCCUCCAGGACCAUAAAGUGCGCAACGAGCUGCGGAGCUUUGAGCUGCGCGACUUGCAUCAGAUUAUAUUGGAGAAGGAGCAGACAAAGAGCAGGCAGCUCUUUGAGUGGGAGGAGAAUCUGAAGGAGCUAGAGAGGGGCCUCAGGGAGCGCGAGGCGAGACUGAACGUCAAGGAGGCCGAGAUGGAGGCAUGGGCCCAGAGUGAGGUAGACAGGCGCGUGCAAGCAUACAUACAGCAAGCGAGCGCUUUGUCUUCAUACGCCGGCGAGGGUACGGCAGGGUCCGGCAGCAGUCACCGGCCCUUGUACGAGGCUCCCGUUCGAUCAACACCGGCAAGACCUGUACGACCUUCCAUUGGAGCUCGCCGCGUAUCCAACAUGAGCGACGUCAGCAUGGAGGGCGCAUCACGUCGGUCCAUCUCCUUCACCAAGUUGGGAGCCUCCACAGCCAGGCGGGCCAGCACGAGCUUGACCACUGCAAAGGAGCGGACCAGCAAGGAGGACGACGAGUGGUACGAUACCAAUGCAGCCGAGAGUAGUAGUAGCGGUGGAGAGAAUGAUCGGGGCGAGGAGAACAACCGUGGCAGUCGAAGCGCACCGGCCGUCCCGACAACGGCCUCGCUGCGAGCUUCGCGACCCAGCAGUAGCGCCAGGCGAUCGACGCACGCAGCUUCAUCGCGGCCGCCUUCAUCGGCCUCCUCAUCAACACGACAGGCAGCAGCCAGCGCUCCACCUCAAGCAGAAGCAGAGCAGCCUACACCCACGGCUACCUCAUCCGCGGCGCCACUCAGCUCCUCCUUCUCCUCCUCGCCGUCACGACGCCGUCUGACCGAUCGCCCUCUCACUACGCGCAAGUCUACGGGAAAUAUCGGCAGGCAAGCCGGCAUCGCCAGCUCAGCUAUCGCCACGACCAGCACGGCGAGGCUCCGCAACGAGACCGCUCCCUCUGUGGGCAAUGCUGGAGUAGCGACGACCCACAUGACCCCACGCCGCCUCGCUCCCGCUCCACCGGUCCCCUCUGGCAUUCCAGGAAGUGUCGCUCGUCUCCUUGAGCGCGAGCGCGCUGCCGCUGGUGUCGCUGCGAACACGUCCGUGGCUACCGUCGGGUCGGAUGUGUCGAUGAGAGAUGCCACAUUUGGUACGGCUCUCGGGGGAGACAAGGAGAACAAGGAGGAGGGUGCGACGGGCUCCCUGUUGGCCGCUUUGCAGAGGCAGAGGAGGAAGAGCAUCGUUGAGCGUGCGAGGAGGUUGACAAUCGAUCAGCAAAAUGUGCUCCAACAGCAGGAUCAGGACGAUCAGCGAUGCGAGUACGGCGACGAAGGCAAUCAAGCCCUCGGCAAGAAGGGCAGUCAAGCACCCGCUCAGGCCCUCAAGCCAGCAUCGUGGGACGAUGAAUCCCUCGCGCAGCCCACCAGAACUUCCCUCCACGCGGCAGACGAAGCAGCAAAUGCCUCUGCGCUCUACGACCUUUCCCACGAGUCUGAGCUUCCUUCGCCCUUUCUCAAGAAGAAGGCCUCCAACCUGGAGAGCAAGCUGCCUGCUGCUCGCGCGACGCGAGUCAAGGUACCGGCGAGUAGCGCAACAGGCAGCACGGUAGCGAGCACAAAAGCAUCACGUCCCUCGUUUGGGCAGCAGGUUACGGCGAGGGCCGCGGCUCAAAGGGUGGCGGCUGCACAGACUGCUGGGCAGACGGUGUCGGCACGACCCUCUUUGAGCGCUGAUCGAGAGGGUGGUGUCAGCGGUGGGAGGAGGCCCUCAGCCAGCGGUGUAGUGAGGAGCGCCCCGGUCAGUGCGGCCACUUCGACGAGCAGUACAGGGAGCAGCGCAGCGAGGAGGCAACGUCCGUCGGCCGUGACGUCCGCAACGGGUGGAUCCAUGCCAGCUUCUACUGCGGUCCUGCAAAGGAAGCAAAGCUUUGUCGCUGCAGGGAGAAGCUGAUGCGCGGCGUGCUGGCCGCUGCUUUGUCUUGAUACCCUUUAUGACGCUACGAGGCUCUCGGCUUGUAGCAGCUCCUCUUUGUUCUCUUCGAAUUCUACUCUUUGUCAAUUAAAAGCUCGACGCAACGAGACUGCCG